Molecule: messenger RNA, 3272 nt
Organism: Rhipicephalus microplus (southern cattle tick)
Lineage: Eukaryota; Metazoa; Arthropoda; Arachnida; Ixodida; Ixodidae
Product: Riboflavin kinase
Biological process (GO): riboflavin biosynthetic process; FMN biosynthetic process
Cellular component (GO): mitochondrion
Molecular function (GO): riboflavin kinase activity
Source: RefSeq, a predicted model, not a curated record
CAAAACGGGUCGUCUGCGCGCUUCGGCGACACUCGGUUUUUCUUGGUCGGUGGAGUGGCAAACCGCGCUAGCUUCGGCUGCCCCCACGCUUUACUCUGCUCUGUAAUUGACCACUCGCAACCCAUAAACCACCAAUGACUAUAUUUCCGUCCAAACUGUCUCCCAAUGGCAUCAAGUGUUUGCCACUGUUUCUUCGCGGCACCGUGGUAAAAGGUUUCGGUCGAGGCAGCAAGCAGUUGGGCAUACCCACCGCCAACUUCUCGCAAGAGCUUGUGUCGAAAAUCCCGGCCGACCUGGAUUGUGGAGUGUACUACGGCUGGGCUUCCGUCAAUGACGGGCCCGUCAACAAGAUGGUGAUGAGUGUUGGCUGGAACCCGUACUACAAGAAUGAGAAAAAGUCUAUGGAAACUCACAUCAUGCACAAGUUUGACGAAGACUUCUAUGGAGCCGUGCUCAAAGUUGUGGUGCUGGGCUUUCUGAGACCUGAAAAGAACUUCAGCUCUCUAGACGAGCUAAUUUCGGCCAUCAAAGCAGACAUACGGAAUGCCGACGAAAACCUCGACCGUGAGGAGUGGCAGCAAUACAAGAGCCACAAGUUUUUCUCUGAGAACAUUGCUAAUGGCACUGACGUCGUGCGACAGGAGACGUGAUCCUGGAAUUCUUAGAGAAAUUUUACAAUUGUCCCCACCACCGUUUUCUUACGUUCCUUACCGCGACAAUGCACACUAACUUAUUUGUAUCAUUUCUCUCAUCGCCUGUCCAAAAUUCAAGCACAUUCCUCAUCCCCGGUGUAGUGCAUUUAUAAAAAUGUAUUUGUUGCGAAUGUGAGUGGGUUAGUAUUGCAAGACUCUUUGGCCUCCUCUUGAAGAGAUUGACUCUGAGCAGGUACAAGAAUGGAAAGUGCCUACAGAAAUAUUGCACCUAAUUUGCCAGCUUUCUGCAUCGAUUGUCUCCAUAGAAACUAAAUUAUUUGCAUCAUUUCUUGUUGUUCGUUCAGACUCAAACAUAAAUGAUAAAGCAUCUAAAUAAUGCAUUUGAGAACUUCUUUCUAAACGCAGGUUUAGUAAGAUGCUUCCUACUGUUAGUAUAUAUUGCAUUUGAACAAGUGAUUAUUUAGAAACAGUAUUUAAAUCCUAGGUUAUGAGUGGAAGCAUGCAUUUUUUUCAAACACCGGUGUUACCUAUGCUAUGUUGAAAGAAGCACUCGAAAGUGCUUUAGUGUCACUGUCCGUUUUUGCCUUCCACUGUUGUCUAGGCCAACAAUAUGCGAGAGGGAACUAACUGCAGAUGCAGUCGUAAAUGCUGUGUUGUGUGUGGAAGUUUCAGAGCAGUUAGAAGGCUAAGGUGCUAAAUUGUCAGUGUCAUUCUGCUAAUUAAUCUGCCCUGAGGAAGCUUAGCACAUCAUGAUUCAGCCCAUGAUGACGAGAAAUUGGAUGUGUUAAGACAAAAAAUUAAACAUCGAGAUUGCAAUGGUGAGUUUUACCAGCCAUGACUGAACACAGUUCCACUGCCAUUGCAAUGACCUCAACAUGCAAAGAUAAGCCAGGCGAUGCUCAUAUGUUGUGCGGUGCCCUUCUAUUUCACGUUCAGUCAAGAUAUUAAACCUUGCGAGUGCGUUCCCUCAUGCUGCAUAGGAGCGCACUGAGUAAAAUAGUCAACUUUGGAGGUUAAUUUCUUAUUACUGUCAUGGUUGACAUGCAAGUACUCUCAUGUAAAUUUCCCAUGCUUUUUAAUUUUGAAAUUAUGACUAUCAAAUUCCAAGUGACUGUGAACAUUUCCAAUGAGCUGUACCAUACUUUUUAUGCCUGAAUUGGAUGGCGCUUUAUUUAAAUCAUUUCUGCGAUUGUGAAAAAAUGUUUAUGUAUUUGAAAAAGUUUACUAAUAAUUUUUUUGCAUUAUUAGUUAAUAGCUAUUUAAUCAUCUUGAGCUUCUACUUGCUGCAUGGAAUCGAUCCUGUAAAGUUAAGGUAAGCAUGUGUGGUAAAUUUUGUGGCAGAGUAAGAAGUUUGCUGACAAUGCAAUUGAGAGCUUAUUAGUUAUACAUCCAUGACAGGAAUAGCAGCUUACUGAUGUUGUUGAAGGGAAGGCUGAAUAAUGAAUACAUAUGUCCAGUGCUAAGUUACGGGGUCAAAAAAAGCUUAAAAAGUAUGAAAAGAAAUUGAAAAAGAAGUCAACAUAGCUAAGAUAAUGUUAACACGAAAAAACAUCAAGUCAGCAGUAUUAGUGAGAAAAGAAUUGCCAGUAUCCAACAUCCCGGUGGAUAUUUGGGAUAUGAAGCAGAGUUGUUCAUUUCUUGUAGUUUACAAAGCCGGUUAUUUAUUUGUUGGGAUUAACACAAGAGGAGGAUAACACUGUUGAGGGCAGAAGAAACCUUAACAAUUAGAGACAAUGUGAAAACAUCGCAGGAGGAAGAUAGCUAGCACGUGACGAGUGAUUCACUACCCCUGGAAAAAAGCAAUUGUGCUGCAUCGGGCUUAUGCAGGCCGAUUGUGAUUGUAGUCUUUCAGCUUGCCAUGAAAGCUCUGCAGAAACAAUGACGAUUCACUGUUGAGGUAGCAGCAGGGCAGGCAAGCUUAGCAUAAGCAUGCUACUGUACAAAGCAAGCUUCACGACUUGACAAGUGCUGCUUUCAUUUUAUUUUUGCACUCAUGUAAUUUAAAUAAGGUACUUGUUACACUUGUUCAGUAGAACUCUGCUAGUACAUUCCUUACUCAUAAGUUAUAUUGGUUACGAUGUUGCUGAAGCCUAUGAGAAGGCAGCAGGUUUGUGUCGCAUGUCAUCUGUACAUUACGACGAUGUGUUAGGUUCUACUGCAAUCGUUAGCCGAUUUUUUAUGUUGUAGUGUGUCUUGUGGGAUCAAGGUGUCGGGUGGCCUUUUCAAGCACAUGUGCUCAAUUUGUUAAUUUAUUCGCAUCUUUGGUUUCUCUGCUUCUUUCAAUUGUCGUACAAUGUUCAGAGCGGUCUUGUUGUGUCAGCGUUCUAUCGUUUUGUAGAUGCAAGCUUCUGAGAUUCCAAUGUUUUACUGGCGAGAUGUGGGCACUCAAACUCAUUUUUUAUCACGCAAAUCUAGCAUCACCAUUGCUGUUGAGCAUCACUUUUGGGCAGUGUCAUGUGUUUUAUUGGAAAUUCCUGAUGUGCUAUCUUUUAAUUCUAAUGCAUGAAAAGGCCCACCUUGGUGCAUUUACAAAGAGAUCUGACCUAUUGGCACUACUUUAUUUUUUUAUAUGUAUCGAUUCAAAUGCAGUUAUUUUAAUAAAGGAGUUACAGUUGCGUG